Siniperca chuatsi (mandarin fish) is the source of this 1774-nucleotide messenger RNA. Its product is annotated as coiled-coil domain-containing protein 106-like. The transcript has 5 exons. Bases 179 to 1186 code for a protein of 335 amino acids. The record is from RefSeq and is a predicted model, not a curated record. Gene Ontology annotation, cellular component: nucleoplasm. NCBI's taxonomy places the organism in Eukaryota, Metazoa, Chordata, Actinopteri, Centrarchiformes, Sinipercidae.
CACGGCCCCAUUCUCAGAUAUGCAUGUUGUAGUCUCGCAUUUUUUCACUCGUCUCUGUUUAUAUUUUUGAAAAACGGGGCAUUUUAUACGAAGUGACAUUUCAGCGUACAGCAGAACAAACACAGGAACAUCUCCAACACCAGUUUUAUCCGCUGGACUCUCUUGAAGGUUUGAAGUGAUGUCGUCCGUGUGGCAGCAGGAGCCAUCAGGUUAUUCUCCCUGCGUAGAGAUUGACUCCAGCUCUGUGAGGUGCAAAGACAGGCUCACCUCUCCGGCCUGGCUGAAGCAAGAACAAGACGACCUCCGCAUCAUCAAGUGGGAGAACUUUCAAACAGGACCUUCAGCUGAUGCUGUUCAGGACAACACACCCAGCAGUGCCAUGUCUGCUGCCUCACAUGUAGAAAGCCUGCCCCCGAGGGUGCUGCUGACCAUCACCAAGCUCCAGUGCAUGCUGGAGAGCAAACAGGAGCGCAUCGCUGCGCUGGAGAGACAGGUGGAGGACCUGAUGCAGGACCGCAAGUUCCUGAGGAGCCAGAUUGAAAACCUCACACGUAACCGCUCCAUGCCAACUUUUGCAUCACCCAGUCCACUGACUGAAGCUCCAAAACCCAGCAAAGUGCAGCACUCAGAAAACAAAUCUCGGAAAAGAGAAAAAGCUUCUUGUAGUUCCUCUGACAGCAGCGACAGCGGUUCUGAAGCGUCAGAAUCAUCUGAAGUUUCAGCGGCCUCGAGUGAACACAGACGGAAGAAACACCAUAAGGACAAGAAAAGAUCAAAGAAAGGGAAGGACUACAGCAGGAAGAGAGCCACCGGUGUCCAGUAUGUCAUCCACCGCUAUAAACAAGUCCUGUCCGCCUUCAUCAAGAAGAAAAGCAUGAGUGAAGCCUUCCGUCAUUUGGGAAUCGACCGGAACACCAUCGCCAACACAGCGUCGAUUGCCGAGCUCCAUCUCGCCGGCAAAGACAUUGUCCCCUUGGUGGGCAUGUUUCGCCAAGGAGAAGAGACUCUGGUCAGCUACGCCCAUAGGUGCACCUUGGUCAUUGACAGCGACGCUGACCUGUCCAGGAGAAUAGACCAGAUGAAAGCUAACGGCGAGCUUCUGCCCAUCUCAGGGAAAAGGCCAAGGGUGUUGCAUUCUCACCUUCAGCAGCUAGGGGGAACAGCAGAGAGCAUUUUAAUAGGUUGAUGAUUAUUUCAUUGCGUUGAGAAGGGGUGAAACAAUGCCUUCACAAAAUUAUGUAUUUUUGUUUGUUUUUCCCUCAAUCAGAACUGCUGGAUUUAAAUGUUUUAUGUAGCAUUUUUGGAUUUCUAUAAGUUGAUUUAUGUCUCAAGGGAAAAAUGCAUUUCAGUAUCCACAUGUACAUAUUUAGGAUGUAUAUUUUGCACUUGAUAGCCAUGAAAAUUAUUUACAACUGUUUUCACCAAUGGAAAUGGAUUUGUUUUAUUAUUUAAGAGCAGAAGUGUGUGUAGUUUUAGAAACACCCACAAGAUGGCAGUGCUCACAUAUUAGAUUAUGUUUACAAAUCACUCCUCUUUCACUCCAAAAUGGUGGAUAGUAAAUUUCCAUUUUCCAGCACCAAAUUUUUGUUGGAGGUGUACCUUUAUGUUCAUAGACUUUGUGAAAAUACAUUUGUUGACAUUAUACUCUGAUUCAUAUUCUGUGAUUGAACUGAGCGAUUAAAUACUGCAUUUGUUGCAAAGUGUGUUAAUGUUUCUGAACAACCACAAAUGAAAAUGAAAACAGUUUGUUCAUACAGAGAAUUCAGUGAGUUAA